AUGGCCGAGUUCCUGAGUCAAAGGAAUGAAGAUAUGACCGUGACUGCAGUUGGAGGUGUAGUCAAUACGCUUUUUCUUCACAACCGCAUGUCCACCCACGACGUUGAUAUCUUCGGAUCGAAUCUCAAUAACAAUUCCCGAGUACUGUUUGACGAGGCGAUGCAAUAUGCUAUCCGCCGUAGUUCCGCGCCGCUUGGUACAGACUGGUUUAAUACAGAAAAUCAGAUCUGGUUGUCGCCGUCACUUCACCGAGAAUUGACUGAAGAGGCAAUGCGACAGAAUGUAGUCGUGUUUCAUCGGCGCGGGCUCAAGGUGCUGGCCUGCACCAUGGAAUUAUGCCUUCUCGGGCAAAAUUUCCAGACUGCUCACAGGAGGGUCUCAGAUUCGCCCCUACGACUUAGCCGACGCCGUUCAUUAUCUCCAUCAGUUCAUCAGCUGUCACGGUGGCCGACCCGUUUCACUGGCUAUAAUCGAGGGAUGGGCUAG
This is a messenger RNA of Blastomyces dermatitidis ER-3, 486 nucleotides long. RefSeq lists its product as uncharacterized. The record is from RefSeq and is a predicted model, not a curated record. The coding region runs from base 1 to 486 and encodes 161 amino acids. Lineage: Eukaryota; Fungi; Ascomycota; Eurotiomycetes; Onygenales; Ajellomycetaceae. The transcript has a single exon.